Molecule: messenger RNA, 930 nt
Organism: Anopheles cruzii
Lineage: Eukaryota; Metazoa; Arthropoda; Insecta; Diptera; Culicidae
Product: troponin C-akin-1 protein-like
Exons: 1
Coding region: 315-800 (161 amino acids)
Molecular function (GO): gamma-glutamylaminecyclotransferase activity
Source: RefSeq, a predicted model, not a curated record
CAUACAGAGCGAACCGGUUUGUAAGAAGGAAGAGCCAAAAACCGUCUUGUGGUGGCUACUCAGUUCCGCGCAGUGGUUCGUCGCAUAGCAAGGAUCACGCAAGCGGAUCUGCACGUCGAAAGUGAUCAUAUGUACGUUUAGUGUAGUAAUAGCUUACCCAGCCUAUCUGGUAGCCGUCGACUAGCUCAGCCACUGCUGUAACCGUACGGACCGACGGAAACGCCCCUUCCUAGUCUUAUCACAGCGAAUCUACUCUCUACGUGGCCGCCGCGGUGCAGUGCAUUCACGGAUCUAGAGAGCAACCCAACAGCGCCAUGGCCCAAAAAGUGUUGCGCCGCGUCUUUGUGUACGGAACGCUGAAGCGCGGUGAGCCAAACCACCACCUGCUGGCCAACGCCGACAACGGGUACGCCAAGUUCAUCUGCAAGGGCUCGACGAACCGGCGCUUUCCGCUGGUGAUCGCCACCCGGUACAACAUUCCUUUUCUGCUGGACAAACCCGGCACCGGCAGUUACAUAACGGGCGAAAUCUAUGAACUGGACGAGCCGCUGUUCCAUCAGUUGGACGUGCUGGAGGACUACCGGAAGCUGUACGAUCGGCAGAUCGAGGACAUCAACGUUGGCGUGGAGGAAGGCAGCAUUCCGUGCUGGAUGUACUUGCUGCGCAACUACCCGGAACGCUUGCUGAAGCGGCCCAUGCUAACCGAGUACCGCAAUACAAUCGAGCUGCCCUAUUCGCGUCGUCCUCCCGGCAAAGUGAACAUUUUUGAGGAACUCCAGAAGGAGCAAUCGGUGGCGUAGUGGGCCGCAGUAGGCGCUGCCCAGUUGCCAUACUUUCGUUUUAUCGAGGGAUCGAGGGGGAAACGUCAGGAGAGUAAAGUCACGGGGUUGUACUUAGUGUUAAAAAAUAAAUACAGCACGCAGUUUAAGG